AUGGUUUCGAAAACCACGCGAGAUGCUACUGCAGCAGCAAGAAGAGCGGCUGCACGCAUGCGUGCGGCCGUGGAAAGUGCCUUUCAGACCCCAGCAGCAGGUGAUUCGUUGCCUGUUGUUGUGUAUCGUCCACGUGGUGAGUCACCACGUGCAACAGGUACAUCCGUUGCGUCUGCAGCGGGUACCCUGAGUCGUAAUCACGAUGAGUCUGAAAUAGAGCUCAUCUUAUCUGGCGAGUCGGAUGAUGCAUCCGACUCGAAGGCUACACCUCACGCCUCCGGCCACCUGGGGCGGACACUACAAGAGCCAGGUUCACUGGCUCUGGUAAAGGAGGCGGUAUCACGUCCGAUUAUAAUGAUGAAUCCGAUGAGUCUCCGCCUCACGUAA
Peronospora matthiolae is the source of this 387-nucleotide messenger RNA. NCBI's taxonomy places the organism in Eukaryota, Oomycota, Peronosporomycetes, Peronosporales, Peronosporaceae. The record is from the annotation of a GenBank genome assembly.